AACCUGCGCCGGGAGAUCCAGGUGCACCGGCCCCGCGUGGACGAGGUGCUGGAACGCGCCGCCGCUGUUGCCACCAUCAAGAGCCCCGAGGCCGAGGGUGUGCGGUGCCUCCUGGAGCGCUUGGGGACGAUGUGGGCCGAGCUGCAGGAGCAGACGGAGCGCCGGCAGCAGACCCUGGAUGCCACCUACCAGCUGGAGCAGUACUACUUCGACGUGGCCGAGGUGGAGUCGUGGCUGGGAGAACAAGAGCUGCUCCUGAUGAACGAGGAGAAGGGGAAGGACGAACAGAGCACCCUCCAACUCCUCAAGAAACACCUCCUCACCGAACAAACUAUCGAGAACUACGAGGAGACCAUCGCCCAACUCUCCCGCCAGUGCCGCGCCCUCCUUGAGCUCGGCCACCCCCAGAGCGAACAGGUCAGCAGGCGGCAGUCGCAGGUUGACCGGCUGUACGUGUCUCUGAAGGACCUGGUGGAGGAGCGCAAGGUCAAGCUGGAGCAGCAGUACUGGCUCUACCAGCUCAACCGCGAGGUGGACGAGCUGGAGCACUGGAUCGCCGAGAAGGAGGUGGUGGCCGGCUCGCCCGAGCUGGGGCAGGACUUUGAGCAUGUCACGCUGCUGCAGGAGAAGUUCCUGGAGUUCGCCAGCGAGACGGGCAGCGUGGGCCAGGAGCGCAUCGCCGCCGUCAACCAGAUGGUGGACGAGCUCAUCGACUACGGCCACACCGACGCUGCCACCAUCGCCGAGUGGAAGGACGGCGUCAACGAGGCCUGGGCCGACCUCCUGGAGCUGAUGGAGACGCGCGCCCAGAUGCUGGCGGCGUCCCACGAGCUGCACAAGUUCUUCAACGACUGCAAGGAGGUGCUGGGGCAGAUCGAGGAGAAGCGGCAGCGCCUGCCCGAGCUGGCGGCGCGGGAGGGCAGGACCUCGGCCGGCGCUCUGCAGAGAGCCCUGGGCGCCUUCGAGCACGACGUGGAGGUGCUGGUGACGCAGGUGCGGCAGCUGCAGGAGGGCGCGGCGCAGCUGCGGACGCUCUACGCCGGUGACAAUGCCGAGGCCAUCGCCGGACGGGAGCAGGAGGUGCUGCGGGCGUGGAAGGAGCUGCUGGCGGCGUGUGAGGAGUGCCGGCUGCACGUGGCCAGCGUGGCCGACAAGAUCCGCUUCGUGGGCACCGUCAGGGAUCUGCUGGCGUGGAUGGAUGGGGUGCUGCACCAGAUGGGCGCCGGGGAGAAGCCCAGGGACGUGUCCUCAGUGGAGCUGCUGAUGAACGACCACCAGAGCCUCAAGACUGAGAUGGAGGCCCGGGCCAAGAACGUGGCCACCUGCCUGGAGCUGGGCAAGACCCUGAUCCUCAGCAAGAGCCCGGCAGCUGACGAGAUCAAAUCCCACAUGGAGAAGCUCCUGGCCAAGAAGAAGGAGAUGACGGAGAAGUGGGACAAGCACUGGGAGUGGCUGCAGCAGAUGCGCGAGGUGCACCAGUUCGCGCAGGAGGCCGUGGUGGCCGACGCGUGGCUGACGGCCCAGGAGCCGCUGCUCAAGAGCCAGGAGCUGGGCAGCAGCGUGGACGAGGUGGAGCAGCUGAUCCGGCGGCACGAGGCGUUCCGGAAGGCGGCGGCAGCUUGGGAGGAGAGGUUCAGCUCCCUGCGGCGCCUCACCACGAUCGAGAAGCUCAAGGCCGAACAGAACAAGCAGCCGCCGACGCCGCUCCUGACCCGCAAAUUUUUGGGGGAACCCCCGGGAGGUGCCGACCCUCGCCGGCCGGAGCCGCGCGUCGCCUACAUCCGGCACGAGCUGCGGCCGGAGCGCCUCCAGCCCAAGCUUGACCGCGUCCAGACUCCGACCACUGAGGGAGGACCCUCUGAGCCACCCCCGGCCACCACCGCUGUCACCGCGGCCAUCCCCACUGAGUCCCCAGUGGCCCCCAAGGCCGAGGAGCCCGGUGAGGUCCGGUCGGUGCUGCCGGAGCGGUGCCGGAAGCGCCAGGAGCACUGGGAGCGCUGGUUGGAGCGCCAGGAGUCCAGUGAGCCGGAGCUGCCGCGGCACGACGGGAAGGGCGGCGGCAGCAAAGCCACCCUGGCCGACAUCGUGGAGCAGCUGCAGGAGAAGGAGGCGUGCCGGCUUCGCCACUCCUCCAUGUCCCCCUGGAUGUCCCCUCCGUACCCCCUCAUUGUCCCCUCAGUGUCCCACCAGCCACCCCUCACUGUCCCCUCCCUUCCCCAGCCCCGUGACCGCGACUCCCCCGCCCGUCUCUGCCCUGGCCCCGAGGCUCUGCCGGAGAGGACUCCAAGGCCGGACCGUCCGCGGGCGCGGGACCGGCCAAAGCCACGGCGCCGACCACGCCCCAAGGACUCAGGGCAGGGUCUGGGGGAGCCGCGGCGCUCGCGGUCGGCCCCGGCACAGGGCAGUGCGCAGCCGCCGCCGCCCCCCGCGCACACGGUGACACACGAGGGGUACCUGCUGCGCAAGCACGAGCUCGACGGCGCUGGCAAGAAGGCGUCCAACAGGUCCUGGGUGAACCUCUACUGCGUGCUGGCCAAGGGCGACCUGGGCUUCUACAAGGACGCCAAGGGCCCGGCGGCCGGCGCCACGCACGCUGGCGAGCCGCUGCUCAGCCUGCACCGCGCCACCAGCGACGUGGCCAGCGACUACAAGGAGAAGAAAAACGUCUUCAAGCUCAAGACUGGCGACGGGAGCGAGUUCCUGCUGCAGGCCAAGGACGAGGAGGACAUGCAGGGCUGGCUGCGGGCUCUGGCCGCCAGCGCCCAGGAACACGCCGAGCUGGCCCGGUGGCAGCAGGGCCUCCUCACCACCUCCUCCACCGACGAGGGGCUCCCGCGGCGCGACCCCGACCGGCCCCGACGGAAGUGACCCCCCCAAAACCCCAAAUUUGGGGUCCCAAGCCCCCCCUCAAAACCCCAAUUGUGGGGUGCCGGUCCUUCCCAAACCCCUGAUUUGGGGUCCCAGCCUCCCAGUUUUGGGGUCCUGAGUUCUGGGUUUGGGGUCCUGAACCCUGGGGUGGGCUCGGGGUCCUUUCCAAAACCCAAUUUUGGGGUCCCAAACCCUAAAUCUGGGGUCCUGCACCCUCCCAAAAUCCCACCUGUGGGGUCUCAGUCCUUACUAAAUCCCGAUUUUGAGGUCCUGAGUUCUGGGUUUGGGGUCCUGAUUCUCGGAUUUGGGGUCCCAAUCCUUCCCAAACCCCAAUUUUGGGGUCCUGAACUCUAAAUUUGGGGUCCUGGUCCUUCCCAAAUCCCCACUUGUGGGGUCCUGGCCCCCUCUGAGCUCCUGUUUUGGGGUCCCAGCCCUUCCCAAACACCGGAUUUGGGCUCCCAAGCCCUGGUUUUGGGGUCCAGCGCCCCCUCCAAAACCUCAAUUUUGGAGUUCAGCCACCUUCCCCCAAACCCCAAAUUUGGGGUUCUGGCCCCCCUGAGCCCAAAUUUUGGGGUCCCAGUUCCCCCUUUCCCCCAGCACAAGCCAUAGAGAUCCGGGGGGGCCCCAGCGCCGCCAUUGUAUAAAUGUAAUAAAGCACCUGCUGCACCCCAAAACGAGCCUGGGGCAUUUGGGGGUGUCCUGGGGGAAAUCUGGGGAGUCCUGGGAG
This is a messenger RNA of Oenanthe melanoleuca, 3595 nucleotides long. RefSeq names its product spectrin beta chain, non-erythrocytic 4-like. The record is from RefSeq and is a predicted model, not a curated record. The annotation marks the transcript as partial. NCBI's taxonomy places the organism in Eukaryota, Metazoa, Chordata, Aves, Passeriformes, Muscicapidae. Gene Ontology annotation, molecular function: actin filament binding; phospholipid binding. The transcript has 13 exons. Gene Ontology annotation, cellular component: cell junction; plasma membrane; cortical actin cytoskeleton. Gene Ontology annotation, biological process: actin cytoskeleton organization.